Trichoplusia ni (cabbage looper) is the source of this 1089-nucleotide messenger RNA. It is a transcript of the gene RpLP0-like, whose product is annotated as mRNA turnover protein 4 homolog. The record is from RefSeq and is a predicted model, not a curated record. Gene Ontology annotation, biological process: rRNA processing; ribosomal large subunit biogenesis; nuclear-transcribed mRNA catabolic process. Gene Ontology annotation, molecular function: RNA binding. The transcript has 4 exons. Gene Ontology annotation, cellular component: preribosome, large subunit precursor; nucleolus. Bases 320 to 1051 code for a protein of 243 amino acids. Lineage: Eukaryota; Metazoa; Arthropoda; Insecta; Lepidoptera; Noctuidae.
UAAUUAAAGAAAACAAAUUCCGAUGUAAAACCCACAAAGAGAAAAUUAAUCCUAAAAUAUAAUAAAGACAUGACGAGAAGAAAACUCUUGAUUAUGGUCAAAUAGUCUAGUCUAUGACUAGAUUACGCCAGAAAUGGUCAGAGAACAGACUAACUGAAUAACAACAAUCAAGUGUUUAAGUUAUCACGUUGUUAUAUUUGAGGUUAUCGCCUGGAAUAUAGUGUUAACUGUAUUAACAUCAAUCAUAUAUCCUUAAAAUAUUCUGAAUUGAAUAAUUAAAUUAAUAGAAGUGUCGCUGUAUACAUACAAAUAAUUCAAAAUGCCGAAAUCAAAGAGGGACAAGAAAGUAUCAUUAACAAAAACAACAAAAAAGGGAUUGUUAAUAAAACAGAAAAUGAUUGAGGAAAUAAGAAAUUCACUGUCAAAAUAUGAGCAUAUAUUCCUGUUUACUGUUGAUAACAUGCGCAACACAAAACUGAAAGAUCUACGCAGUGAGUGGAAAGAUUCAAGAUUCUUUUUUGGUAAAAACAAAGUCAUGGCUGUAGCACUUGGGAGGACAAAAAGUGAUGAAGUUGAAGAUCAAUUAAAUUUGCUAUCUAAAAGAUUAAAAGGACAGUGUGGAUUACUAAUGACAAAUAAAAAUGUUCCUGAUGUUUUGGAAUGGUUCAAAGAUUUCCGUGAUGCAGAAUAUGCUCGGGCUGGAUUUGUUGCUACUAAAGAUGUUAUAUUACCACAAGGCCCGCUUGCUGACUUCUCCCACACAAUUGAACCACAUCUAAGGAGAUUAGGUUUACCAACAUCUUUAGAAAGAGGUGUUGUAAAUCUAAUAAAAGAAUAUCAGGUCUGCAAAAAGGGAGCUCCUCUGACGCCAGAACAAGCAAGUAUAUUAAAACUACUAGGUAUUCAAAUGGCCAAGUUUAAAGUAGUCAUUCAAUGUCAUUGGACAAAAGGCAAAGGUUUCCACAAGGACUUAGAUGUGGAAAGUGAAGAUGAGGCUGAGGACAAUGAUGAAGCAGACGAUGAUGAUGUCAUGGAGGAAGAUGAAACAUAGUAUUUAAGGAUCUAUAUAAAUAUAUAUUUUUAAAAGAC